AUGCGCCAGCCAGCCAGCCGGCCAGCCAGCCGCCAGCCAGCAGCCAGCCAGCCAGCCAGCCAGCCAGCCAGCCAGCCAGCCAGCCCGCAGCCAGCCCCAGCCAGCCAGCCAGCCAGCCACGCCGCCCAGCCAGCCAGUCCAGCAGCCAGCCAGCCAGGCACCUCAAUGAAAGGGGCCUCCGUGCUCGUGCUAGCAAGCGGUCCCGGCUCACCAGAGAGUUCGGCCGCCACGGCGGGCACCGCUGCUGCCUCGGGGGCAACUACGGGAGCCGCGACCACCUCCUCGCCACCUCCCCCUCCGCUCGUCGCCGCGGCAGACAGGGAAGUGAGCACAUUGACAGCCGCGGAAUCUGCAUCGACUCCGGCAGUGUCUCCCUCGCUCAAGGAGCCCUGGCUGUCUCCGUUUUCCAUCGCAACUGUGGGGCUACCUAACACCGAAGUGACCGCCGGCUCUGACGCAGAUGGCUGCGGCUCAGAGCCCGAGGCCACUGACGGGUAG
Molecule: messenger RNA, 498 nt
Organism: Dermacentor silvarum
Lineage: Eukaryota; Metazoa; Arthropoda; Arachnida; Ixodida; Ixodidae
Product: transcriptional regulatory protein AlgP-like
Exons: 4
Coding region: 1-498 (165 amino acids)
Source: RefSeq, a predicted model, not a curated record